Rotaria sp. Silwood2 is the source of this 972-nucleotide messenger RNA. Lineage: Eukaryota; Metazoa; Rotifera; Eurotatoria; Philodinida; Philodinidae. The record is from the annotation of a GenBank genome assembly.
AUGAUAUUAUUGAAAUUUAUUCUUAUCAUGGGUGUAUUAACAACAAAUAUACAUGCACAAUGUGCAAUAGCUGCAAAGCCAGGAGAUAUUGCUGCUUGUCUUCGUUAUUUAACAUCGGGAGCUGUCGGAGCUGCUUUAAAAGAUCUUAAAAUGAUAUGUGGCAUUGCUGCUGAUAUUGCUAAUUGUGCUAGAAGAGAAAUUUUUGGUUGUGUGGCUGAAAAAUUUGGAGAAGCAGCCCUCAACGAAAUCAAAGAUAUAGCUGAAAGAUGUUGUCCAGACAGAAAUCAAGCAGGAUGUCCAAUUCGAGAUUCAGUAAUUCAGGAACAACGUUGUUUUUCUGCUGAUUCUCUUGUCACUUUAUCUGAUGGUAAACAAAAAUCAAUUGUUGAUUUACAAUCAGAUGAUUCACUUCUUGCUUAUGAUGAUAAAACAAAGAAAGUUCUCUCUACACAUCUACUUACUAUGCUCGAUUUUCAACCACAUCAAUUCGGUAAAAUAUAUCAAUUUACUUAUAUUAUACUUUUCAUAUCGUUCUUUAUAUUAGCUUUCUUCAAACAAGUGAUUACAACUACAGGUCGACAGUUAUCACUUUCUUCAUCUCAUCUUGUUCCAACUGAUAAACAUGGUUAUGUAAUGGCAAAAAAUAUUCGCAUAGGAAUGAAUGUCUAUGUCAUGAAUGACAAUGGUGUCUUAAUAACUGAAACUGUUUCAAAUGUAUCUGAUGUUGUUAAACAAGGAUAUAUAGCUCCAUUAACGGAAGAAGGUACAUUAAUUGUAAACAAUGUUGCAGCUUCUUGUUAUGCUACAAUCAAUAGUCACCAUGCUGCUCAUGCUGUAUUAGCGCCUAUGAGAUGGUGGCACAGUUUAUUUGGAAUGUCACAUAAAUCAAAUGAAGCUAUUGGUAUUCAUUGGUUUCCUAAAAUGUUGUAUGAAAUGGCAUCGUUUUUAAUACCUUCAAUCAUUCACAAAUGA